Ipomoea triloba (trilobed morning glory) is the source of this 1285-nucleotide messenger RNA. Its product is annotated as NAC domain-containing protein 86-like. The record is from RefSeq and is a predicted model, not a curated record. Lineage: Eukaryota; Viridiplantae; Streptophyta; Magnoliopsida; Solanales; Convolvulaceae. The transcript is spliced from 2 exons. Gene Ontology annotation, molecular function: DNA binding. Gene Ontology annotation, biological process: regulation of DNA-templated transcription. The coding region runs from base 165 to 1223 and encodes 352 amino acids.
UUCGGUGAUCAAGAAUCACGAGUUUUUCAGGUGUAUACGUGCAUUCAAGAAGCUAGUUAAGGUAGUUUUAGGGUUGGAAGAUAGAUCAAAUUUACAGAUCGAGAGGUGGAUUUGAAUUCAAGAAGAUAGCUGUAAAGUCUGAGGAUUGAUUAUCAAAUCUGGAGAUGGAGGCAAUGGCAACAGUUUCAUUGCCACCAGGGUUCCGGUUUCACCCUACGGAUGAAGAACUCGUUGCUUAUUAUCUUAAACGCAAGAUCAAUGGGCACAGGAUUGAGCUUGACGUCAUUCCUGAAGUUGAUCUUUACAAAUGUGAGCCAUGGGAUUUACCAGGGAAGGCAUUAUUGCCCAGCAAAGAUCUUGAGUGGUAUUUCUUUAGUCCUCGAGACCGAAAGUAUCCAAACGGGUCGAGGACGAAUCGGGCAACAAAAGCUGGAUAUUGGAAGGCAACAGGGAAGGACAGGAAAGUAAAUUCAGAAAUGAGGGCGGUUGGGAUGAAGAAAACCCUAGUGUAUCACAGAGGGAGAGCUCCUCACGGAGCUCGAACAGAUUGGAUUAUGCAUGAGUACCGUUUGGAUGAAAGGGAAUGCGAAACCCGGUCGGGAUUGCAGGAGGCUUAUGCGCUUUGUCGUAUAUUUAAGAAAAGCUUGAACGGCCUUAAAAUCGGAGAAAAUUCCGGCGCCGAUCGGUCGUCGUAUGACUACGAGACGGAGAGCUCAACCUACGCAAUGGCGGCGCCGUCAUCUUCGGCUACGUGCAGCUCGCCCAUGGCCGCCGCCGCCGGUGAUGGAUCUCUGUUCAAUUUCCCCGGCGGCGUGAGCAGCGAUCACAGAUAUUGGAUGCAAUUUCUAUCAUCAGACGAUCAAGCAUUUCGUUUCCACAAUAAUCCAUCGCAUCGAUUCAUGUUGCCUCCAGUGGAGUUUCAUCAAUCUAGCUUUGUCCCUGAAUACGCAAAUCAUGAUGAAAUCCUUUCGGUUGCUCAUCAUCAUCAACAUCAAGCUGCAUCAGGUUUUAGCGACGAUUAUUUUCCGUUUGUUCCUCAAAAUAAUGAGGAAUUGGGAGAUAUGGAUUCUUCUCUAAUUACAGAACAACUGAAUCAGGAUGAUCAACAAAAUGUUGGAGAAGAAUUGAGAUCGGAUAGAAUGGUUGAGAACUUGAGAUGGGUAGGAGUGUUAGACAAAGACAUUGAGAAGGUAAUCUUAGACCACUCAGCUAUUUUAGUUUAAUUUCACUCUAUUAAUCUUUAAUCUUUAAUACUAAUAAUAAUAGUAGUAACACAAUUUAAUUA